Daldinia decipiens is the source of this 847-nucleotide messenger RNA. RefSeq lists its product as uncharacterized. The record is from RefSeq and is a predicted model, not a curated record. NCBI's taxonomy places the organism in Eukaryota, Fungi, Ascomycota, Sordariomycetes, Xylariales, Hypoxylaceae. The transcript has a single exon. Bases 101 to 730 code for a protein of 209 amino acids.
AUUCAAAUGGACGAAAUGCCGCCUCCGUCUUAUUUCUGCGGAGCUUCGAUUAAGACUAGAUGAGGCAACCGAUGAAGACCAUCGUAAGACCAUAUCUAGUAUGCUAAAUCUCAUCGACCGUCUCCGAGAACUAGAAGACAAGUUCUUCACAGCUCCUAGACCUUCCAACGAUAGCGUGCAACCAGCCUACGAGGAUGAGUCAACUGACGAGGAGGACAUAGAGACUAUCGACAAGACCAAUAAGCCAUAUGAACCAACGAUGCUUUGUCAUGAUGACAUUUCUCUUGACAACAUUCUUGUUGACGAGAACGGUGUACUCAUGGGUAUUAUCGGUUGGUCGUGUGUUUCAUGCCUCCCUCUAUAUGAAGCUUGCCAAUUUCCAGCCUUUUUGCAUCAGUCGUGGGAUAGGCCUCUUGAGCCGCUGACUCCUUAUAGUGUCACUCGAGCGCACUUGGAUAUCGACGAGGAAGUUCGGAGGUACGACAUAAAGCUCAGACAACAUCAUCUAACCCUACUUCGCCAGGUUUUUAUUGGUGAGAUGAUGCAGAGAUGCCAGGAAUGGUUUGAUAUCUUUUGCAACCAGAAACACCGGAGGGAUUACGAAGCCGCGGUGCAGAAUUGUGAUAAUGAGUUCGCGUAUAAGAUUGUGGAGGAAUGGGUAGGUGCUGCAGAGGAACGAUCCGACUCGAAUAAGCCGCUUUGGUCGCUUCACAUACGUUUUAUGAGAUGAUAUGGAUUUGUUUAGGAUACAGUAGGUCCAUGAUACUAAGCCUUAAUUAGAUAUUGCUAUAGCAUUGUUUUAAAAAUCGAUACUUAUAAAGGUGGCAAAAAUGAUAAUGACAAUGCG